GGAUGAGAGCAGAUAUAAUGAUCACACUGUUUAAAGCUGCAGACAGAAACAUCAGACUCAGGACAGAAACACACGACCUCUAAAAAAUGGAGCAAACUCUAUAUUUCAUUCUUCUUCUCAUUGCUCUCUGCUCCGUAUCUGAAUGUGUUCAGCGUCAGUAUCACUUUAUAAACGUGACGAAGACCUGGACUGAAGCUCAGAGAUACUGCAGAGAGAAUUACACAGAUCUGGCCACCGUUGACAACAUGAACGACAUAAACGAGCUGAAGAAGAGUAUGAAAGAUUCAGGCGUUCAGUAUGUCUGGAUUGGGCUGCAGAAGACGGGUGUUGAUAAAUGGCAGUGGUCUUCAGGUGAUCCUGCGCUCUAUCUGAACUGGGCUCCUGGACAACCUGAUGGCGGAGCUGAGUGUGUUAUGGUGAGAAAUGGACAAUGGCAUGAUUUGUCAUGUAGUAUCAGCCUGACUUUCAUCUGCAGUUCAUCUAACAACAUGAACACAGGACUCGUCUUUGUUAAUCAGAUGAAGAAUUGGAGAGACGCUCAGAGUUACUGCAGACAGAAUCACAUUGAUCUGGUCAGUGUGAGGAACCAGAAUGAGAGUCAACAGCUUCAGAAGUUCAUCAAUGAUAGUCUCAUAUCUGGUGAUGUCUGGAUCGGUCUGUUCAGAGACUCAUGGCAGUGGUCAGAUCAGAGUAACUCCUCAUUCAGAUACUGGAAUACUGUUGAACCUGAUAAUUAUGGAGGUGUUGAAUUCUGUACAGUAUUUGAUCAGAAGAUUCAGGGACAAUGGCAUGACAUCCCUUGCAACAACCAACAUCCUUUUGUGUGUCAUGAAGAUAAACUGAUUCUGAUCAAAGAGAAUCUGACGUGGUCUGAAGCUCUGAGAUACUGCAGACAGAAUCAUACGGAUCUGGUCUCGGUUCAUUCAGAAGAGAUUCAGCGUCGUGUGAUGAAUGUGGUUAAACGGGCGUCUACUGAGGAGGUGUGGUUGGGUUUACACAACUACUGCAGCAUGAACAUGUGGCUCUGGUUGAGCGGAGAGAUCGUGUGCUAUCAGAACUGGGCCCCAGGGAACGGAACGACACCGGAAGACUGCCGCCUCGAGAAGAGAAAAGGAGCAGUUCAGUCUGGAGGAGAUCAGCGCUGGAUCAGCCUUCCUGAGACUCACAAACUCAACUUCAUCUGCAGAAAUUAUGAGUGAAAAGACACGUGUUUGUGUGUUUACUUACAUUCACUGUUUUUAUUCUCCAUUAUUUUUCUUAUUUACUUGUUUGAUUUGUUCUUUAAUAAUUUCUGAG
Molecule: messenger RNA, 1296 nt
Organism: Ctenopharyngodon idella (grass carp)
Lineage: Eukaryota; Metazoa; Chordata; Actinopteri; Cypriniformes; Xenocyprididae
Product: C-type mannose receptor 2-like
Exons: 5
Coding region: 87-1199 (370 amino acids)
Source: RefSeq, a predicted model, not a curated record